UCUUUUUACUAUCUCGAAUCCCCAAACCUUUGCUGGCUCUUAUGGGCAUGAAACACUCCUCCCGCUGCCUGCUCCUCCGGAGGAAAAUGGCGGAGAACGCAGUCGAAAACACGGAGGUGAGCAGUGCCCCCCCUCAGCCCCCUCAGCCUGUCGCCCCAGCCAAGCCUGUGCAAUGCGUCCACCAUGUGUCCACACAGCCUAGCUGCCCAGGACGGGGCAAGAUGUCCAAGCUGCUGAAUCCUGAGGAGAUGACAUCAAGGGAUUACUAUUUUGACUCCUAUGCUCACUUUGGGAUCCACGAGGAAAUGCUGAAGGAUGAAGUGAGGACACUCACAUACCGGAACUCCAUGUACCAUAAUAAGCACGUGUUCAAAGACAAAGUGGUGCUAGAUGUUGGGAGCGGCACAGGGAUCCUCUCCAUGUUUGCUGCCAAAGCAGGGGCCAAGAAGGUGUUUGGGAUCGAAUGUUCCAGUAUUUCUGACUACUCGGAGAAGAUCAUUAAGGCCAACCACCUGGACAAUGUCAUUACCAUAUUUAAGGGCAAGGUGGAGGAGGUGGAGCUGCCAGUGGAGAAGGUGGACAUCAUCAUCAGCGAGUGGAUGGGCUACUGCCUGUUCUAUGAGUCCAUGCUCAACACGGUGAUCUUUGCCAGGGACAAGUGGUUGAAACCUGGAGGGCUUAUGUUUCCAGACCGGGCAGCUUUAUACGUGGUAGCAAUUGAAGACAGACAGUACAAGGACUUCAAAAUCCACUGGUGGGAGAACGUCUAUGGCUUUGACAUGACCUGUAUCCGAGACGUUGCCAUGAAGGAGCCUCUGGUGGACAUCGUGGACCCAAAGCAAGUGGUGACCAAUGCCUGUUUAAUAAAGGAAGUGGACAUUUACACUGUGAAGACGGAAGAGCUGAGCUUCACAUCUGCCUUCUGCCUGCAGAUACAGCGCAACGACUACGUCCAUGCCCUCGUCACCUAUUUUAAUAUUGAAUUUACCAAGUGCCACAAGAAAAUGGGCUUUUCUACAGCCCCCGAUGCUCCCUACACUCACUGGAAGCAGACCGUCUUCUACUUGGAAGACUACCUCACUGUCCGGAGGGGCGAGGAGAUCUACGGGACCAUAUCCAUGAAGCCAAAUGCCAAGAACGCGCGAGACCUUGAUUUCACAGUAGACUUGGAUUUUAAGGGACAGCUGUGUGAAACAUCUGUAUCUAAUGACUACAAGAUGCGUUAGCACAUAUGAGAAGCUGCAGAGAGCAAGCAAGAAGAGGCACUCACUUCAGUCUGCCACGCUGCCCCAAGGAAUACUGUUAGGAGGGCCACACUCAACAACCAGAGCUUUCCACUCUGCCUUGAAGAUCGGUGA
Molecule: messenger RNA, 1358 nt
Organism: Phodopus roborovskii (desert hamster)
Lineage: Eukaryota; Metazoa; Chordata; Mammalia; Rodentia; Cricetidae
Gene: Prmt8
Product: protein arginine methyltransferase 8
Exons: 10
Coding region: 42-1226 (394 amino acids)
Biological process (GO): peptidyl-arginine methylation
Cellular component (GO): plasma membrane
Molecular function (GO): protein-arginine N-methyltransferase activity
Source: RefSeq, a predicted model, not a curated record